CAGCAAUCAAAGUCACCCACCAUGGUAAUAGCAUUUGGCGCCAGAAGACACAAAGUCAACCAAUCAAUUCAAAUCGCAUGAAGCGUAGAAUCAAAGCAUAGACUCACCCUACUCAUUCUCAGACAACUUCAACAUGGUCAAACCCACGGCCUCAGCAGCCAGCAAACGGAAACGGUCAGAAGCCGUCGACCACCCCAAGAAGCGUGCACGAUCCGAAAGCAGCGACGAGUCUGGAGAGGACCAACAGGCUCAGAUCCUACUGCUCGAGGAGGGUAUCUUGGAAUCGAAGAAAAACUACAACAAUAUCGUGACAUUGAUCUCGCUCGCCCAAAAGGAGGAUGACGAAGAUGCGGUUGUUGCCGCGGUCUCUACUUGUCGUGUGUUCCUGAGGCUGUUUGCCCAGGGCGCCCUGCGGCGCAAAGGCUCCGAGAAGGAUGCAGUGGUCGCGAACUGGCUCAGGGAGAGGUUAGGAGACUACAAGGAUGUGCUGCAGAAGUUGUUGCAAAAGGAAGAUCUGGGGUCGACCGCCUUGACGCUUGCCAUGAGGGUGUUGAAGGCUGAGGCGUCUGCCACCGGCAAGGACGGCGAAGAAUACACUUUUCCUCGGACAUUCUUGGCCCAGAUAGUGGCCGGGAUAAUCUCUCCGGGACGCUCUGCUGAGGAUCUACGGAACGAGUUCCUUGAGAAAUAUGUAAACGAGAACGCCGACGUUCGCUUUUACACUUUCAGGGCGGUCUCGGAGUUCCUUGGGUCGCAAACAACACCACUCAGUCCAGAGUGCUUCGAUGGCGCAUUUCAUCUGCUAUCUCAGGUUCAAGGGGCCUCACAAUCAAACAAGGACCUGAACACAUUCUACCUCGACCCGCCAAAAAAGACAUCGCAUGCGGUUCUUUCAGCUUCACAGCACAAGAAGCACGCCCAAGAAGCUUGGUCGAAGCUUCUUGGGACGGGACUUGACAAGGAGCAGAAGAAGCAGGUCUUGUCAAUAAUCUCUAGAGUGAUUGCUCCAUGGUAUUCAAAACCCGAAAUGCUCAUGGACUUUCUCACCGACAGCUUCAACGAAGGUGGCUCAGUAUCCUUGCUGGCACUUUCUGGCGUCUUCUACCUCAUACAGGAGCGGAAUCUCGAUUACCCAGCAUUCUAUCCUAAGCUCUACUCCCUUUUGAACGCGGAUAUGAUGCACUCCAAACACCGCUCACGUUUCUUCCGUCUCCUCGACACCUUCCUCAACUCCUCUCACCUGCCCGCACAGCUGGUCGCCAGUUUCAUCAAAAGGCUGGCCAGGCUGUGCUUGAAUGCUCCUCCGAGCGCCAUCGUAGCUAUUAUCCCUUGGUUCUACAACCUUUUCAAAAAGCAUCCUCUCUGCACCUUUAUGAUGCACCGUGAGCCACGCACUGAAGAGGAGAGGAAAGCGUUGGAGGAAGGCGGGCUGGACGAUCCUUUCUUACCAGACGAGAUGGACCCUAUGGAAACCGGUGCCAUUGACAGUUGCUUGUGGGAGAUUGUCCAGCUGCAAUCCCACUACCAUCCAAACGUGGCAACAAUCGCCAAAAUCAUAUCAGAACAGUUCACAAAGCAGUUCUACAAUCUGGAGGACUUCCUUGAUCACUCGUACGGCAGUCUCCUGGAUGGCGAGAUUACAAAGGAGAUCAAAAAGGCACCUGUGGUUGAGUUUCAAAUCCCCAAGAGGAUACUUUUGCCCCAGGAUCCAGACUCUGAGCAGCCGAAUAGCUUGCUGGUGAAGCUUUGGGACUUUUCAUGAGUUUGCUAUGCACGCACUACUUGCCAGCUGUUAGUCCCGCAAUUUCAUUCGGGGAGAGUCGGGAUCUACCGGCAUGCGGUGCGCCUCUAGUUCAGUUUCACACAUAUUGUUUCGUGGCGCAUGCGUACGGGGGAUCCUGAUAUGAUGGGCCUGGACCUUUCACCACCUGCAUAUAGCAUAUAGAGCUCU
This is a messenger RNA of Pyricularia grisea, 1951 nucleotides long. RefSeq lists its product as uncharacterized. Gene Ontology annotation, biological process: ribosome biogenesis. The record is from RefSeq and is a predicted model, not a curated record. The transcript has 2 exons. Gene Ontology annotation, cellular component: Noc4p-Nop14p complex; nucleolus; small-subunit processome. Lineage: Eukaryota; Fungi; Ascomycota; Sordariomycetes; Magnaporthales; Pyriculariaceae. The coding region runs from base 134 to 1762 and encodes 542 amino acids.